AUGAAUAAAUAUAUUGUUGAAAAAAAUUUAGGAUCUGGAUCUUAUGGAGAAACUUAUAAAGUAAAGGAUAUAGAAACCAAUGAAUAUUUUUGUAAAAAAAUUGUAAAAGUUCCACAGUUAGGUGAUAUUCCAAAAGUAUUAGAGGAAGGUAGAAUAUUAUCAGGAAUGAAUCAUAUUAAUGUUGUAAAGUUAUAUAAUAACUAUUUCGAAAAUGGUAAUUUUAUAAUUAUAAUGGAAUAUGCAGAAAAUGGGGAUUUAUGGCAAUUAAUCGAAAAAAGGAAAAGAGAAAAAAAAGUAUUUAGCGAUUAUGAAAUUAUGUUUUUUUUCAUCCAACUGGUAAUUGGAUUAAAUUAUAUUCAUACAAAUAAAAUUAUUCAUAGAGAUAUAAAACCAAAAAAUAUCUUAAUCAAAGGGGAAUUAUUAUUAAUUGCGGAUUUUGGUGUUUCUAUAAUUAUGAAUGGAAGGGAUUACACCAAUACUACAACAGGUACACCACAAUAUAUUUCACCAGAAAUUUGCAACAAAAAAGGUUAUACAAAUAAAACUGAUAUUUGGUCUUUAGGAGUACUAUUAUAUGAAUUAAUGACAUUAUCAUUACCAUUCGAAGGAAAAAGAGAAACUUUAAUUAAAAAUAUUCAAAGCGAAUGUACAAUCUUUAAACCUGUUAAUCAUUCAAAUGAAGAUUUAAGUUCAUUAUUAUUUAAAUUAUUAUGUAGAGAUCCAGUUAAAAGAUUUAGCACUCAAGAUAUUUUAAAUCAGGUUUUUGUUAGAGAGUUUAUAGAAAAUCAUAUGGUGGAGUUUUAUAAGAAAUAUAAUUUUAGUAUCGAAAAUAUUUUUAAACCAAUUCCAACCUUUAAAAAAGUUUUCACUUAUGUUAAUAAUAUUGAUGAAGAUGAUAGUGAAAAGAUGUUUGCUAUUAUGGAGCAAAUGAAGGAUAGAAUGAGGAUUACAACUGACCAUUUUGAUGCUUUAAGCAAAGAAAUCACUCCAUCAUCUCAAAAGCCUAUCGAAUCAACUCCACUAGAAUCACCAUCACCCACUGCAAAUAAACAAAUUAAUGCAAAUAUUAAUGGAAAAUAUGAUCUCCUUAAAAAAGUAGCCACUGAAAUUGGUUUCAAUUUAGAAGACUACUGCUUUGAAACUCACGGUAUGUUGAUAGAGUUAUUAAGAAGUAAAUUAGAGGGCAAAGAUAAAAAAAAAUAUUCAAAUUGUUUCAACUAUUUAGCAAAUAAAGAAAAUUUAUUUUUAAAUCCAAACAAAUUACCACAAAAACAAUAA
Molecule: messenger RNA, 1278 nt
Organism: Dictyostelium purpureum
Lineage: Eukaryota; Evosea; Eumycetozoa; Dictyosteliales; Dictyosteliaceae
Exons: 3
Coding region: 1-1278 (425 amino acids)
Biological process (GO): protein phosphorylation
Molecular function (GO): ATP binding; protein kinase activity
Source: RefSeq, a predicted model, not a curated record